AUGGCGACCCAUAAUAUGGCACCGCCUGGUUCUGUGAUGCUUGCAAAGGUCAAGGGUUACUCUGCCUGGCCAGCAAUGGUGCUUGACCCUGAUCUACUACCAGAGAAUAUCUCAGCUUUAAAACCUAAGAAUGGAAUCAAUUUUACACCCGUACGGUUUUUUGCUGAUGACACAUAUAUAUGGAUCAAGAAUGCAGACUUAAGGGAGCUUUCAGUUGAAGUCAUUCAGGAUUAUCUUAAAAAGCAUGACGAUGAACCAGCGGAGCUCAAAAAUGAAGAUGACGGCACCAAUUCAAUGACAAGCGCAUCGGAAGUUGAUAAUACUGCAUUGGUUGAGCCAGAAACACAUAAACCAUCAAAAGUAACACCAAUUAAGAAGGCAAAGAAGAAGAGCAAGAAGGAGGUACUCCUUCUUGAGGCAUACAAAUUAGCAAACAGCCCUCCUCCCAUGGAUACUUUUGUAAAGUAUGGAUCUUUAGGCGAACCUCCAACUGUUGAAGAUUUUGAAGCUGUUGAAUUGGAAGAAGAAAGCAUUAGUGAGUCAAUGGAACAGGACGAUUUCAUAGAGGAUGAAGUUGAAACUCCCAAGAAGUCUAGAAAGAGAGAUGUUUCAUCAAACCCAAAGACACCUGCAAAAAAGCAAAAAACUUCAAACGCAUCAGUCAAAACCAAAGGUAAAGCAACGCCAGCUAAGAAGGGUGCUACUUCCAAAAAGAAGAAUACCAAACAGGAUACAAAGAAAUUAAUAAAAACAGAAAAAUUAUCACCUUCUGUUGAAGACGAUGGCUAUGACUCAGAUUGGGGCGUUGAAGAGACUAUUGAGGAACAACGGUCUGAGGGCAAUUACGUAUUUGAAAACGCUAAGGAGCAACAAAGGUUUAUCAGUACAUUUCCUGCUAGCCAGGAUAUAGUCAAUCUGUUUAAUAAGUACAAGAGUAUAUUUGAACUGUUGGAGAUUGGAUUAACAAGAGAUUUAUUGCUUCAAGAGAAAGGUUUUGAAAAGGAGGUGAAACUGAAAUUAAAUGAAGUGGAAAAAAUUGUGGAUCAUAUUCCAAAAGUUUUAAUCAACAAGAGCCGAUUGUUGAAAGUACUCAUUGUCACUGUUAGAAAUCCCAACUUUGGUGAUGAUUCUCUAAGAGCGAAAAUCCAGAGUCUUCUACAAAGUAAGUUUGGAAUAACUGUACGGGUGAAUAAUGAAGAUGAUUUUCAAAAGAUAGAUGACGAUAUUAAAAAGUACAAUGGCACCAAUACAAGCACGCCUGUUUCAAUAAGUGUCAAUAAUAGCACUAACAGUACACCUGCUCCAUAA
This is a messenger RNA of Lizanozyma spartinae, 1308 nucleotides long. RefSeq lists its product as uncharacterized. The record is from RefSeq and is a predicted model, not a curated record. The transcript has a single exon. Lineage: Eukaryota; Fungi; Ascomycota; Pichiomycetes; Serinales; Debaryomycetaceae. The coding region runs from base 1 to 1308 and encodes 435 amino acids.